This is a messenger RNA of Blastomyces dermatitidis ER-3, 3593 nucleotides long. RefSeq lists its product as uncharacterized. The transcript has 2 exons. The coding region runs from base 165 to 2540 and encodes 791 amino acids. NCBI's taxonomy places the organism in Eukaryota, Fungi, Ascomycota, Eurotiomycetes, Onygenales, Ajellomycetaceae. The record is from RefSeq and is a predicted model, not a curated record.
AAUAUCUAGCUGAGUCAGCAUGCCAAGCACGAGCUCAAAAUCAUCGUUGAGAACGACAACGACAGGCAGAGACAGCAUCAAACCUCACUUCCAUCACGCACGACGGAACCAAUUGGCCUUGGAAGAAGCCAAUUGCUUUAUGACAGCUCAUACUCUGCAUCCGCAUGUCUCGAUGUCGGCAUAGGCUCUACCAGGCUCUUCAGCAGCACGGUACUGCCAGGCCCGAUCACAUUUGGAUUAGCGACGAACUCGUUAAUGAAGGCUUCUCCCGGUUUACAAGACACCACAAAAGAUAUGGCAGCUCUGUCCCCGGCCCUCUCGAGGCUCAAAAACGACACUCGAGGCGGAGGCACGCCGCUUUGGCCCUCAUGGGAUCUUCCUCACCGGCGGUAGAUCCCGCGAUUCUGUUUGGGAAGCCAGCACAACAGAACUCGGACGUGCAUCCCAUUGAGGCCAAUCCGUGGUCUCUGCAAGCGCAAGAGGCUUUUCCAUAUCUGUACAAUGACGCGCCUCCCGUUCCCCACCCAUGGGGAGCCGACAAUGCGCAAACCUCACAAUUCGACUCGAUUCCUGAUAUUUCCGUUCCUACUUCUACUCCAAGUUAUGAUUUUCUUAAGAAGCACUUGUCCUCGUCGGCGUGGCGGUCAGCUUCGUUAGAUGAAUUCAGACAACACAUUACUGUUUUAGGGCUUGACCUGCGAGAACGACCUCUCGUCAGUCGAACAGCUCUUUCCGAGAUCCUUCUGGUUCAGAACCGCAUCGGUCGAUCCAGGAGAUGGGAUAUUGAUGACCUAUAUGACUUCUUCAGUGACCCUUUCCUGAAUGUUCCUGCAGCUGAGAAUUACGUUACCCUGGUCGAACACUGUGUCAUGCAUACAGAGAGGAAGACUAGGCUAUACGCUCACUUUCGAUUCCUAAAGCGUUCCAUCAUGCUUGGUCUUGUCCCUGUGGAGGAGAUUUGUAAAAUAAUUAAGCUUAUACCGUCGAUCAAAACCAAAACUCGGGAACACGGCAAAAGUACCAUUGGGAAAGCCAACUCAGGCGAUGUUGCUUCAUGCUAUCAGGCUAUUUGGGAUGGGCUCAAGUCGUCUCCUGUAUUAACUCCGUCUGAUAUUGGCAGGGAAACAAUGGCAUUGUGGGUAGAAGAGAUCUUAAAAGCGUCACCGCCAGGUAGACUUUCGCAACUUGGUAUGAAUGUUAUCCAUACGUUAGACGGCCCUGGGACCUCUGGUUCGAAUUUAUUGGCGGAUGUUCUUCUUCGGCGCGUUAUCCUCAUGGCAGCCUCUGCGCCAAAAUCAACGAUAAAAGACAUUCCAAAUGACGCCCUACACGAAAUCCUCUCUUAUACCAAGGCACUCCUCGAUUCAUGUUCUCCCGAAUCUGCGGUCACGCACAUUUUAAGAAUAACCGAACUGUUAGUAUUUUCGCCAGUAUAUAACAAGUGGAGUGCCCAAUCGCUUUAUAUCUGGCACUGGACACUCUCCCGUCUAGACAAUGAUUUAGUGUUAUUCUCUGCUACUUCGAGGAGUAACUUUGAUUCCGCUUCGAGUUUGGCGUCACCGCCUUUGGAAAACAAUGGCUUAAACACACCAAAUCGACUUAAGCGUUUGCUUGAGAUGUGGGUCGUAGCUGUUCUGGGACACGCCUCCGCCAGCUAUACAAUACUAGAUUUCCGACGUCGGAGUGUAUUUCGUCGCCUUUUAUCUUCCCUUGAUCGAACGUUAGGCGCAUUCAGAGGCACGGAUAUUCUAACCCGGCUGCGGAUAUACCUCCAAGACUCUCGUCUACGCGAUUUGCCUGCGACGGACCUUGUGCUGUCAAACGCUGCCGAUAUAGAGUUCGCAAAAGCACGAAAGCAGUUUUAUUGGAGCAAACAAAGCGGACAUACCGGUGGGCCCAGCUCCCUCGACCCGGCCAUAAAAGCAAAACUCCUUGAUCCCACCCACAGCCCUAAAACAAUCAAAGAAAUCCUCCCCUACUUCUCCAUGUACACCCGGAACCGCGGAGCGAUAUAUUCAACAUUUGAUCGACUAGCAAAAAUCACAGACGUUACCUCUCCUUCCUUUAUCCACCAAAUCAUCAGCUUCACAGAAGCUGGCGCGAUCCCGCGCAGCGCCGUCCUGCGCCUCCUCCGGCGCCACACUCCGUUAAAAGUCGCUCUGUCUCGCUGCUGGCAGCAACCGGCAGUGACAUAUGCUGUAGCAGAACCUGGAACGUCGCCACCAGAUCCCUGUUUAUACCCAAACCCCAUCGAAUGUCUGCGCAUGUUACAUAUCCUCGCACUCGUGUUUUCUUGCACAACGACAGUGACGCCCACGACAUCCUGGCGAUUGACUCAAUGGGUGUAUUUGUUCAUCGUCCAGCAUCAUGGACCUGUGUCACCCAUAUUAACUCGAGCACUUUUCCAGGCUGGCGUUACGCGGUACCGUGAAGCGGGUAAACCGGUGCCGAAACGUAAAUAUGCGUUUAUUAUGCAGAAGAUUAAAGAGGCAGAAGGCACUGCUGUUGCAAAUGCGCUUUUGGAUGCGGAACUGGCCUGAGCAUGAGUGGGUAUUUGAGUUGUAUAAGUUCCCGGAGCGGAUCAACCUAGGUAGAUUUAUGGCUACAUUCCAUAGAGAGGCAGCAAUUAUAUUUUACAGUUGGAUGUUGACAUACACACUCGUCUAUGUGGAAUUUUCCGCCACUUUACAUCAAACACCUACCACGUAGGCGAAUAAAACUGGGCAAAAAUCAACCCUGUAAACACGCAACCCGAAUAUAAAAAAGAAGAGCAUCUUCGUCUAGGAAUAACAUAUAAAAAGAGACUAACAGCGCUGUGAGGUUUAAAAAAAAUCAUAUAGAACCAAGGGUACGAUUAAGAAUCCACCUCCAUCUUCUCAGCAACAACAGUCCCUUCACUCCCAAGAUCCUCCACGGUAAUAUAUCUCCCGAUAUCUGCCUUAGUAAUAACCUUCUCAUCCAACCAUGCCGUCGUCCCCUUAGCGAACCGAUAAGUCCUCUCCUUCUGGCCCCUCUCGUUGGGUUUAAUGUAAUUCCUCAACAGCUGUGUCGGCUUAUCCUGGUAGAUUACGCACACAUCCACAUUACUUCCAGAGCCCAAGUCGUUAAAAAUACCCGCCUUAAUCGCCUCCGAACACAGUUUCACGGCGUCAUCCCUGUUCAGCGACGGCCUCCACAUCGUUUCAAACACAGACAUGGCUGCGAGGGAACCGGAGCCCAUCGUCACGUAGGGCAAUUUGUCAGUGGAACCGUGGGCGUGGACGGUGAAGAGGCCGACACCAGUAGGAUCAACGCCGGCGACGACGAGAUAAGCGCCAAUGUAGCCCUGGUGUCGGAAUAGGUGCUGUUUGAGCAUGGUCAUGCAGGUGACGACGCGCGGGGCCCGGCCUGUGGAGAGAGCAUGGAGUUCGAGAUUGGAGCUGAUGAGGGCGGUGGUGAAUUCGGUAUCUGCCGCUGUACCGGCGCCAGCACACCAGAUUUUCGGGCUGAUGUAGUGGAGUUUUUCACAGUUCUAGAUUUGAUUUAGCAGGUGGUAAUACCAGGCUGGUUCGGAAGUUUUUGACACGUAAGGGAAGUGUGGUAGGCAGGUAAAG